This is a messenger RNA of Rhineura floridana, 2166 nucleotides long. RefSeq names its product microtubule associated protein 6 (gene MAP6). The transcript has 3 exons. Gene Ontology annotation, cellular component: dendrite; axon; Golgi-associated vesicle. The record is from RefSeq and is a predicted model, not a curated record. Lineage: Eukaryota; Metazoa; Chordata; Lepidosauria; Squamata; Rhineuridae. Gene Ontology annotation, biological process: dendrite morphogenesis; microtubule cytoskeleton organization; cytoskeleton-dependent intracellular transport. Gene Ontology annotation, molecular function: microtubule binding; calmodulin binding. The coding region runs from base 868 to 2079 and encodes 403 amino acids.
CUCCCUCCCUCCCUCCGUCGCGCAUCGUCGGGGCGCUCGGCUGGGUGGGGUCCAUUCGGCUCCACUCGGCUCUGCCGCAGCUGCGCCCGCGCGCCUCGCCUUCGCUGCUCCCGUCAGGUGGGGAUGGCUGCGAGCCCAGAAGCGACGGCGGCUCCCUCGCCCCUUUCGCCCGCCUGACUGGCCCUCUGCAGCCGCAGAAGAAGCGCAAGGCCAGCGAGCCAGCGAGGUGGGGCUGCCAGGCCGGCUGACUCUCCCUAACGCCGACGCCGCCCCGUCGGACGCCUGUCCCCUCGCUCGGCCAUGAGGCUGCGAAGAGCUGCCUUUUCCUCCCCUCCUCCUCCUCCUCCAGCCGGCGAGGUGGCGUGAAUCCCGCCGCUGUCCUGAAUCCGUCGGGGACGGGGCUGACGCUUCUUGGGUCUGCUGGACGCGGGCGCCCUUUGGAGACCGGCAACCAGAGAGGGAGCUGGCCGCCUGACAGACGCCUCCUGGGUUGUUGGCCCAGAAAACUCUGCAUCCACCCAAGGGGAAGAACGGGUUCCUUUUGCCCCCUCCCCUUCUGAAUGACUCUGUAGAUUUCUUUCUUGAUAUAGAUAUAGGUAUAAUUGCAGGGUGUUUGUCUAACUUAAGGGAGGGUGGCGCUUGGCUUCAGCCGGCGGCAGGCCAGGCAGGAUUGGGUGCUGAUUUAAUCUUGGGUGUUUUUUUUGGUGGUCUCCUUUUGCAAAACCACAGCCGGUAAUGUAAGGUCAGGCUGGGAGCCGGUGGAGGUGUCCGCUGAGUCGGCGGCCCGUGGUCUUUUGUGGAGAGUGAGGGGGCCAGCAGGCGCUCCCCAAAGUGGAGGAGGGGGUGGCGCUGGACCAGGCUGCCAAAAUGGCCUGGCCUUGCAUCAGCCGGGCGUGCUGCAUCGCCCGCUUUUGGAACCAGCUGGACAAAGCCGACAUUGCCGUGCCUUUGGUCUUCACCAAAUACUCGGAAGCCACCGAAAUCCCCGGCACGCAGGCGGUUCUGCAGCAGCAGCUACGCCCAUCCUCGGCUAUCGAGACCCAGCCUGCUGCUGCCCUUGGUGGCGGCGACCUGGAUGCAGUCGCCAGGGCGACCUCUGCAGCGGGCGACCAUCCGGCCCAGGGGAGUCAUCACAGACCUGGGCCGAAAGAGCCGCCCUCGGUGGACUCAGUGAUGCGCCAGGACUACAAGGCAUGGAAGGUGCAGAGGCCGGAACCCAGCUGCAAGCCGAAAAAUGAAUACCAGCCUUCGGACACGCCCUUUGCGAAGGAGAGUCAGUACCAGAAGGAUUUCCGUCCCUGGCCCAUCCCCAAGAGAGGGGACCAUCCCUGGAUCCCGAAACCGGUCCCUAUCCCUGUGGUGGGUCUGGAGAGGGGGUCAAAGGAGAGGCCUGGCAGCCUUGAGAGGAGGAGGAAGGCGCAGGGGGGUCAAGAGAAGGAAGAAAGGGGGAAGGCAGAGGAGGUGGCCAACCCAGCCGGGCCAGAAGAAGGAAGGAUGAAGAGGACCAAGAAGAAAGUCCACCUGCCAGAGGGUGAGAGUCAGCAGAGGCCAGCUGGCGGGCAACCUGCAGCACUGGAUGCCAGCAAAGGGCGAGCGGCCGUGGACGCGCUCAACCGACAGAUCAAGGAGGAAGUCACGGCACGGGUGAGCACCUCCUCCUACAGAAAUGAAUAUAAACCAUGGACAGACAUCAAGCCGGUGAAACCCAUCAAAGUCAAGUCCCAGUACAAAUUUCCAGAGGAGAAGAUGAAUCACAAAACAAGCUACAGUACCCAGUUCACCGCAGAGGGGGCAAAGCCUGGUCCUUCAGAUAACAAAUUCCUUGAGCAUAGGAGGAUACGGAGCCUGUAUAGUGAGCCCUACAAGGAAACUGCAAAGGUGGAGAAGCCGAGCCCUCAGCCUUCUAAGCCAAAAAAGACGACCACAAGCCAUAAACCACUCAAAAAGGCCAAAGAUAAGCAGAUGGCGUCCAGCCGGUCGUCUAAGAAAAAGAGCACUGAGGGGCCCAGCGCAGCGAACGCAGAGGAAAAGGAGAAAAGUAAAGAGAUGAACAAUAAAUUGGCAGAGGCAAAAGAGUAAAUUUCACCGCACUUACUUGCUUUCCCUCUCUCUUUUCUCUCCCCUCCCCCUUUUUCCUUUCUUUCUUUUUUUCAGUUUUUUAAAAUA